This is a messenger RNA of Trichomycterus rosablanca, 2419 nucleotides long. It is a transcript of the gene mgat5b, whose product is annotated as alpha-1,6-mannosylglycoprotein 6-beta-N-acetylglucosaminyltransferase B. Gene Ontology annotation, cellular component: Golgi apparatus. Gene Ontology annotation, molecular function: alpha-1,6-mannosylglycoprotein 6-beta-N-acetylglucosaminyltransferase activity. NCBI's taxonomy places the organism in Eukaryota, Metazoa, Chordata, Actinopteri, Siluriformes, Trichomycteridae. The record is from RefSeq and is a predicted model, not a curated record. The transcript has 18 exons. Bases 1 to 2385 code for a protein of 794 amino acids. Gene Ontology annotation, biological process: protein N-linked glycosylation.
AUGAUUGCUUUUAACAGCGACGGUAUGAGUGUGGUGAGGAGAUGUCUUCUAACGUUCAAGCCCUUCAGGAUUUUUGUGGUAGGGCUCGGGUUCUUCAGCCUCUGCUUUCUAAUGACCUCUCUAGGGGGGCAAUUCUCAGCCAAGAGGCUUGGGGACUCUCCCUUCACUAUUCGUAAUGAAGUACUGGGUGGGCAGGAGUCUCGUGGGGUCCUGAAGAAGAUCAGUGACAUGCUGGAAAUGAUUUUAAAGAAAAUUGAUACCCUGGCGAAACUCACCAACACCAGCAGCAACCACAGACUGGAUGAGCUUAGCUCUGCUCUUGAUAGGUUUCAGCCGGUGGGACUUGUGGAGCGGAUUCAGGCCAUUGCACAAAAUGUUUCUGACAUGGCUGUACGCAUGGAGCAGAUCCUGCAGAAACGUAAGAAUGCCCACAGGGGUGCCAAAAACGGAAUGACAGGCCACUGUGAAAUCCCAAAGGAUCCUGGGUAUCCGGACUGUGCCAGUAAAAUAGAUUGGAUGCGAGCCAGAUGGACAUCGGAUCCCUGCUAUGCCUAUAACGGAGUGGACGGUUCUGACUGUUCCUUCCUCAUCUACCUGAGUGAAGUGGAGUGGUUUUGCCCCCCAGUGACCUUGAGAAAUCAAAGCAUUCAACCCACCUUGAACACAACACCAAAAACACAGGCAGUUAUUCAGUCUGAUUUGGGUCCUCUGCUGGAGCAGGUGGGUUCGGGAAAGGAGUCUUUAAACUUUAUGAGAAGGCGGAUACGCAGGUUAGCCGUGCAAUGGGCUGUAGCUGCACGCAGGCUGGACAAGCAUCUGCACGGACAACAGAGGCAGCAGAAAAAGGUGCUGGUCCACAUCGGUUUUCUGACAGAAGAAUCUGGAGACGUGUUCAGUCCUAGGGUGCUAAAGGGAGGGCCGCUGGGCGAGAUGGUGCAGUGGGCCGACAUCCUCACUGCUCUUCAUGUGCUGGGACACGACCUCAAGAUCUCAGUGUCAGUCAAAGAGCUGCAAGGGUUUCUUGGUGUUCCUCCAGGAAGAGGAAGCUGCCCACUGCGGGGACCUUUGCCCUUUGAUCUCAUCUACACUGACUAUCAUGGACUCCAGCAGAUGAAGCAGCACAUGGGACUUUCCUUCAAGAAGCACAAGUGCCAUAUCAGGGUGAUUGACACAUUUGGCACAGAGCCAGCUUAUAAUCACGAGCAGUAUGCAACGCUGCAUGGCUACAGGACCAACUGGGGCUACUGGAACCUUAACUGCAGACAGUAUAUGACCAUGUUCCCACACACUCCUGAUAACUCCUUCAUGGGCUUUGUGGCUGAAGAACUGAACCAGACUGAAAGACUCAAAAUUCAGAAACAAAAAGUCAACAACAUGGCUGUGAUUUAUGGCAAAGAAGCCAGCAUGUGGACGCUCGAGGGAAAAGAGAAGUUUCUGACCCUUCUGCACCGCUACAUGGAUAUUCAUGGAACAGUCUACUAUGAAACUCAGCGGCCUCCGGAGGUCCCAGUCUUUGUCAGAAACCAUGGCCUGUUACCUCAGGAUGAACUUCAACAACUUCUCAGAAAGGCCAAGCUUUUUGUAGGAUUUGGCUUUCCUUAUGAAGGUCCUGCUCCAUUGGAGGCCAUAGCCAAUGGCUGCAUUUUCUUGCAGCCCAAAUUUCAUCCACCUCGCAGUUCUCUCAACCACGAGUUCUUUAGAGGAAAGCCCAUGUCCAGAGAGGUGUCGUCUCAGCAUCCCUACACUGAGCAGUACAUCGGCAGGCCUCAUGUUGUCACUGUGGACUACAACAACACCAAAGAGGUUGAGGCAGCCAUUCUGAAAAUUAUUAACACCAAGGUAGAGCCUUACUUGCCCUAUGAGUACACAUGUGAAGGAAUGCUAGAGAGAGUAAACGCGUACAUCCAGAAUCACGACUUCUGUCAUCUCAGCAGCCCCUUUCCUUCAGCCAACGAGUCCAAACUGUGGCCAGGGAAUCCACCGAACCCUUUUGUCCUCAUGCCGAACUCCACAUCUGUGGUGUGGGCACCGAACAUCAGCGCACCAGCGUGCUGGCCCCCUCUUAGCGCCCUCAGGCUGUUUCUGGCCCCCGAGGGAUCCUCGUGUGUGAAGACAUGCCAGGAUGCUGGUCUUAUCUGUGAGCCUGCCUACUUCCCCUUCAUCAACAACAUAGAGGCCUUCAAUGGGCUUGAUGUCCAGUGUGAAGCCCUGGAAGCCGAGAUGAACCAUGUGUUUCCAGCUGUGGCGGUUAAGAGAAAAGAGUGCUUUGUACAGAAGGACGUGCUUCUGUUCAGCUGUGCAGGGAUCACCACCAAACACCGGCGCCUCUGUCCCUGCAGAGACUUCCUCCAGGGCCAGGUGGCUCUGUGCAGGGACUGCCUCUGAGCUCACUGUGGAUUUCUGGUCAUAUCUACAGUAU